Messenger RNA from Symbiodinium necroappetens, 764 nucleotides. Lineage: Eukaryota; Dinophyceae; Suessiales; Symbiodiniaceae. The record is from the annotation of a GenBank genome assembly.
GGCUCAGCCCCGGACCGGACGACGCAGUCGCCUGCGUCAUAGCCAUGGAGCCAACUGAGCCUUUUCUCGUCCUCAGCGACAGCACACUGCAGUUUCUGCUUCAUAACCGGACCUAUGGCACCUACAAGAUCUUCUCCGGUUUCGUGCUGAGCUGUCCUGGGGCGGCCCUCAACAUCAACCACAGCUCAGCCGGAGCGCCAUCCAUCUUGGAGCUGUUGCACUGGCAUUUUGGCCAAUGCAUGGGUGCCCGCUCCUUCUCGGCGCCCUACCGUGAUGAUGACCUGGCAGGACUACUGGCAGAUCAUAUCGGUCAGAACGUCAACGUCCGCUUCAUACCGAUCGAGGAGUCGCUUCUCCCUCAGCACCAAAGCCAAUAUGAUUUCUUGGCCGAGGCUAGGCGAGAGUAUGGCAUCAGUCGUUACAACUUGACGGGCCACGAGUUGAUGAAGUUGCAGAACCUCGAUGAGAUCGACUUUCUGUACAGAAGCAAGAAUCUGCACUUCCGGGAGCAAAUUGCACGGAUCGCCAUUGGGACCCUUGUCCAGCGAGCGAUCUCUGAGAUGCGGCGUCAACGCCCGCAUGAUUUUCCCAUUUUGCUGGUUGCUAACUGGAAUGCACGCAGAGCUGACAUGCACAGGGAAAUGAUGGCGACCCGCGCUCUAGCACUCAGUGCAACCAUGCUCGACGUCGCAGACGUGGCCCUCCAUUACUCACAUUCGCCGUGGUCGAUGCGGUAUCAAUUCUGUCCGGACAGAGAUGUGGCU